Molecule: messenger RNA, 745 nt
Organism: Lonchura striata (white-rumped munia)
Lineage: Eukaryota; Metazoa; Chordata; Aves; Passeriformes; Estrildidae
Source: RefSeq, a predicted model, not a curated record
CACAAGAGCCCCAUUCCGGGGUCACCUGUCCCCGUACCCCACCAUGGGUGGUUUUGGGGUGUAUUUUGGGGUCCCCCAACCCUGUCUCCCCCCGCAGGAGCCCCAUUCCCGAGGUCACCUGUCGCGGCCCGAGGCGCAGUCGCUGUCGCCGUACACGACGAGCGCCAGCCGUGCCAAGCUGCUGGCCAAGAACCGGCAGACGUUCCUGCUGCAGACCACGCGGCUGACGCGGCUCUCGCGCCGCCUGUGCCGCGACGUGCUGCAGCCGCGGCGGGCGGCGCGCCGGCCCUACGCCCCCAUCAACGCCAACGCCAUCAAGGCUGAGUGCUCCAUCCGGCUGCCCAAGGCCGCCAAGGCCCCCAUGAAGAUUCACCCGCUGACCCGGCUGCCCCUGGCCGCCAUCGUCAAGGAGCUGGAUCACCCAGAAUGGGAAUGUUGGGAUUAUUCCUUUGGGGGAACCACACAGAACGUGUCCCCCCGCCCCAGCUCACGGAGGUGGGGGGGGUGGGGUGUCACGGGGAGUUUUUUGGGGUUCCCCUCCAUGACCCCACCCCCCACCACGAUCCGCAGGGCUCUGCGGAAGGCGCUGACGCACCUGGAGCUGCGCCGCGCCGCCCGGCGCCCCAACCUCCCGCUGAAGGUGAAACCGGGGCUCCCCCCGCUGCGCCCGGGGGGGGCCCUGCCGCCCCCCGCCGCCGCCCCGCACCCCGCCAGCACCUCGGAGCCCAUCGUCCUCGAGGACUGA